Messenger RNA from Suillus subaureus, 1416 nucleotides. Its product is annotated as TIP49 C-terminus-domain-containing protein. The transcript is spliced from 8 exons. The coding region runs from base 1 to 1416 and encodes 471 amino acids. Gene Ontology annotation, molecular function: DNA helicase activity; ATP binding; ATP hydrolysis activity. Gene Ontology annotation, cellular component: R2TP complex; Swr1 complex; NuA4 histone acetyltransferase complex. Gene Ontology annotation, biological process: regulation of transcription by RNA polymerase II; box C/D snoRNP assembly; chromatin remodeling. Lineage: Eukaryota; Fungi; Basidiomycota; Agaricomycetes; Boletales; Suillaceae. The record is from RefSeq and is a predicted model, not a curated record.
AUGAAAGCAACAAGCACAACACCAUCUACGUCAGCACCUGUCGCUCAUAACGCUCUACCUCCACCAUCUGCAACAUCCAAUGCUCGCUCUUCUAGAAUCGCUCCUCACUCGCACAUAAAAGGAUUGGGGCUUACAUCAGAUGGCCUUGCAGCACCUGAUGGAGCAGGAUUCAUAGGCCAGAUUAAUGCUCGAGAAGCAUGUGGUGUGGUGGUGGAUCUUGUAAAAUCCCGCAAAUUUUCGGGACGUGCGCUACUUCUCGUAGGUGCGCCGGGAACAGGCAAGACAGCCCUUGCUCUAGCAGUAUCGCACGAACUUGGCAACAAGGUACCAUUCUGCCCGAUGGUUGGUUCUGAGGUGUACAGCACAGAGGUGAAGAAGACGGAGGUACUCGCAGAGUCGUUCAGGAGGGCAAUCGGUCUGCGGAUAAAAGAAACCAAGGAGGUCUACGAAGGAGAGGUCACCGAACUUACACCCGCAGAAUCUGAGAAUCCAUUGAGCGGAUACGGAAAGACAGUCUCGCAUGUUAUCGUUGGUCUCAAAACCGUCAAAGGUACCAAGCAGUUACGACUGGAUCCCACCAUCUAUGAAGCAAUCCUCAAGGAAAAAAUUGUGGUCGGUGAUGUUAUCUAUGUGGAAGCCAAUACUGGUGCAGUCAAGAGAGUUGGACGAUCUGAUGCAUAUGCCUCCUCCUACGACCUCGAGUCCGAGACAUACGUGCCAUUACCAAAAGGCGACGUUCAUAAACGUAAAGAGCUUGUUCAAGAUGUUACUCUCGGUGAUCUCGAUGCCGCCAAUGCACGUCCGCAAGGCGGUCAAGACAUCAUGAGCGUCAUGGGUAGCCUCGUGAAGAGCGGAAGGACGGAGGUGACAGAUAAACUUCGAAGAGAAGUCAACAAGGUGGUGAAAGGCUACGUAGACCAGGGCGGCGUGGUUUUCAUUGAUGAGGUCCAUAUGUUGGAUAUCGAGUGCUUCACCUAUCUCAAUGCCCUCCUUGAAUCACCCAUGGCACCUACUGUAAUACUUGCUACCAAUCGUGGAAAUGCACUAGUACGAGGGACGACCGACGUCGUCUCACCUCAUGGUGUCCCUGUAGAUCUGUUGGAUCGGUGUCUUAUUGUUAAGACUGACGGAUACAAUCGCGAGCAGAUCGGCAAGGUAGUACAAUUACGCGCGAACGUAGAAGGCCUUAAAUUGGGUCCUGGAGUUUUGGAGCGAAUAGCAGAGGAGGGUGAACGAGGAUCGAUGCGAUAUGCUCUCCAACUUCUUACGCCAGCUUCAAUCCUCGCCAGUCUUUCCGGAAGAAGCCAGAUAGAAGUAGAGGAUAUUGGAGAGAUGAAUGAACUGUUCUUAGAUGCGAAGACUUCUGCAACUAAUAUUGGCGCGGACGGUGGCUUUGAUGGAGGAAAGAUGUGGUGA